Euleptes europaea (tarantolino) is the source of this 2217-nucleotide messenger RNA. It is a transcript of the gene IMMT, whose product is annotated as inner membrane mitochondrial protein. NCBI's taxonomy places the organism in Eukaryota, Metazoa, Chordata, Lepidosauria, Squamata, Sphaerodactylidae. The record is from RefSeq and is a predicted model, not a curated record. The coding region runs from base 211 to 2217 and encodes 668 amino acids. Gene Ontology annotation, biological process: cristae formation. Gene Ontology annotation, cellular component: MICOS complex. The transcript has 13 exons.
CUUUGUGGUAAAAGUUCACCCCAUCAGUUACGUCUGUGUCGUGGAUAUGCGACCUCUGGAGAACGUGGUGUUUCUGUCGGUAAGAUCAUUGGAGCUGGUGUCUUGUUUGUUGGCGGUGGACUAGGUGGAACCGUCCUGUAUGCUAACUAUGAUCUACGCUUUCGAGAAAAUGUAGAGAAGACCGUCCCCUUUUCUAAAAAGUUCUUUGAAAUGGCUCUUGGUCCCCCUCCUUAUAAUAUUCCAGCAUCAAAGAAGCCUAUGGAGCCAGGUCCACUAAAAAUCUCUUCUGUAGGAGAGGUAAUGAAAGAAUCUAAACAACCUGUGGUCAAAUCUUCAAAGAGUAAAAAAGAGAUUCCUUCAACUGCUAGUGAAGAAAAAGAAGCGGGGGCAGAAGUAGCACAGAUAAUAGCAGCGACGGGUGAAGCUUUGUCAAUUCCAGCUCCAGGGAUGCAGGAGGAGGAACGUAGCAAAGGUCCUGCACAGCCGGAAGAGAUUCACAAACAUCCGCCCUUGGGUGGAGAAUGUGGAGAUUCCCUCGCUGUCAAGGAGCGAGCACCCGAGGAAGUGGCUGCUCGUCUGGCCCAACAAGAUAGAGAGGAGCAAGAGCAGAUUUCGGCUCUUGCGGCCACCUUGGAAAGUGCUCUGAGCAGCACUGCUCGUGUGACCCUGCAUGCCAUCACGCUCCAGGAGGCUGCUGUGCAAGCUGUUAAUACCCAUGCUCAGAAAUUGAAAGAGGCGAUGGACAAUGCUGAGACUCCAAGUGAGACAAAGGCUGUUCAGUGGCGAACAUUGGAGGAAACCCUGAAGGAUCGUCGUAAAGCUGUGGACGAAGCUGCAGAUGCCCUUUUAAAAGCCAAAGAAAAACUGGAGAAAAUGAAAGGAGUGAUUGAGCAUUCCAAGAGGUCUCUAAUUCCUGGGGCCAAAUCUCACAUCUUGGCUGCUGAGGAUAAACUUCAUCGUAUGAUAAGUGACCUGGACAGUGUGGUGAAAAAGGUGCAGGCUGCCCAGUCAGAAGCUAAAAUAAUAGCUCAGUACCGUGAACUUGUAGCCAUAGCAAGGGAAGAAUUUCAGAGAGAGCUGGAUAAUGUUACUCCGGAAAUAAAACCUGGUAGGAAAUGGCUAACUGACGGACUGACAGCCGAUGACUUGAACUCUCUGAUUGCCCAUGCUCAUCGACGUAUCGACCAACUGAAUAAGGAGCUGGCGGAGCAGAGAGUCCGAGAGCAGCAGCACAUAGAGACAGCCCUGGAAAAGCAGAAACUGGAAGACAAAAAGGCUUUUGAGUCAGCUGUAGCCAAAGCCUUAGAACGUCAUAAGACUGAGAUCUAUAUGGAACAGGAAAAGAAGAUUGAAGAAGUCCGAGAAAUUAUGGAGAAUGAAAUGAGGACUCAGCUGCGCCGUCAGGCUGCUGCCCACACGGAUCACCUGCGGGAUGUUAUCAAAAUCCAAGAGCAGGAACUCAAGCUGGAGUUUGACAGGACCCUGUCAGAAAAGCUCAGUGAACAAGAAAUGCAGUAUAAGCGACUUGUUCAGGAACAGCUUGACAACUUCACUCUGGACAUCAACACAGCCUAUGCCAGGCUAAGAGGAAUCGAACAGGCAGUGGAAAGUCAUGCAGUUGCUGAGGAAGAGGCCAGGAAGGCUCAUCAGUUGUGGCUUUCAGUUGAAGCACUAAAGCAGAGCCUGAAGACGGCAUCUGGGGACCACCCCACUGAGCCGCUGGAAGGAGCCGUGGAAGCCAUCCGAGCAAGCUGUUCGGAGAACGCGUUCACCCAGGCCUUAACAGCUGCCCUCCCUCCAGAAUCACUCAGCCGGGGGGUGUACACAGAAGAGGCGCUGAGGGCACGCUUCCAUGCGGUCCAAAAACUAGCAAAGAGAGUGGCCAUGAUAGACGAAACCCAAAACAGCCUGUAUCAGUACCUCCUGUCUUACCUGCAGUCCCUCCUGUUGGUUUACCCUCAGCAGCUAAAGCCGCCUGCUGAGCUCAGACCGGAAGACUUGGGCACCUUUAAGCUGCUCUCCUAUGCUUCCUAUUGCAUUGAGCAUGGAGACCUGGAGCUGGCAGCCAAGUUUGUCAAUCAGCUGACGGGGGAGUCCAGGCGAGUGGCCCUGGACUGGCUCAAUGAAGCUCGGAUGACCUUGGAGACAAAGCAAGUGGUGGACGUCCUGACUGCCUACGCCAGCGCUGUGGGCUUAGGAACAACUCAGGUGGACUGA